AUGCCACAAGGGAAGACUAAGCAUCUGAGUGGCGGUAGGGACAAGAGGCACUCUCUGUAUGGUCAAGGUAAUCAGUUUAUACCUGUCACACAGGCAGAAGCUUAUGUCCCUGAUGCAGAGGAAAAUGCAUCAAGUGAUAGUGAUAAUAAUCUGAACGACGACGAUAUCGGAGGUGAGGAUAACGCCAGCUAA
This is a messenger RNA of Sphaeroforma arctica JP610, 192 nucleotides long. RefSeq lists its product as hypothetical. The coding region runs from base 1 to 192 and encodes 63 amino acids. The transcript has a single exon. Lineage: Eukaryota; Ichthyosporea; Ichthyophonida. The record is from RefSeq and is a predicted model, not a curated record.